This is a messenger RNA of Marasmius oreades (fairy-ring Marasmius), 525 nucleotides long. RefSeq lists its product as uncharacterized. Lineage: Eukaryota; Fungi; Basidiomycota; Agaricomycetes; Agaricales; Marasmiaceae. The transcript has 3 exons. The record is from RefSeq and is a predicted model, not a curated record. The coding region runs from base 1 to 525 and encodes 174 amino acids.
AUGCAUGUCAUCAUCUCUCCCCCUCCCCCUCUCCUCCCCCUUCCCCUCAUGUUGGAUAACCAAGAGGAUAAAAAGAAAACUGCCUGGUACCCACAUCAAGAUCAAAGCAUGAUCAAGACAUUGUUGAAUGUCGCUGGAGAAGCAAAGCAAGCAAAUGGAGGUUGGAAGAGUGUUGAAGAUAUGUGUGCCUACGUAAAAUGGCUUCACUCAAAGAGUGGCUUUGGCUGGGACGAUGAGAAAAAUAUGAUCACUGCUUCUGAGCAGAGCUGGAAGGAGCUGAAAACAGUCAAGAUCAAAGAAGAAUUUUUCUUUAUAGUGCAACAUUAUGACUCUCCACAGAGGCAUGAACAUGCCAUCAAGCUACUCAAAGAAGAUGGCGAACUUGUGGUGAACUCAGCUGAUACUCGGGAUGAUGUUGUUAUGUGCUUUGAGCAAAACAGCCGCUCAAUAGCCUCCUUCCUUGUCCUCCCCUCCAAAGAACGACAUGUUCAGUAUGCUCACAAGCUCACAACUCACACUUUCUGA